AUUGGAAAACAUAGAGGAGGAGGAGGAGAGAGGGAGACAGAAACCCUGCCCAGUGCACUGAACGGUUUCCUCUUGCCUGGUUCUAAACCGUUCAGAUUCCUUCAGACCUUCAGAGAGCCUGAAGUUUUCUCAUCUCUACUGCCCUGUCUGCGAGGCUUCAUUGAAAGAUGCGGGCCUGGAUCUUCUUCCUUAUCUGCCUAGCUGGCAAGGCGCUGGCAGCACCUCAGGAAGCCCUGCCGGACGAGAUUGAAGUAGUGGAGGAUCCUACAACCAUGGAGCCUGUCGGAGUCAAUCCCGUCCAGGUGGAGGUGGGGGAGUUCGAGGAGCCCACCGAGGAUGUGGAGGAGAUCGUCGCUGAGAAUCCCUGCCAGAACCAUCACUGCAAGCACGGCAAAAUCUGUGAGGUGGACGACAACAACACCCCUAUGUGUGUGUGCCAAGACCCCUCCACCUGCCCACCCAGCGUUGGCCUGUUCGAGAAGGUGUGUGGCACUGACAACAAGACCUAUGACUCCUCCUGCCACUUCUUUGCCACCAAGUGCACCCUGGAGGGCACCAAGAAGGGACACAAGCUCCACCUGGACUACAUCGGGCCCUGCAAAUACAUUCCUCCUUGCCUGGACACAGAGCUGACCGAGUUCCCCCUGCGCAUGCGCGACUGGCUCAAGAACGUGCUGGUCACCCUGUACGAGCGGGACGAGGACAACAACCUGCUGACGGAGAAGCAGAAGCUCAAGGUGAAGAAGAUCCAUGAGAACGAGAAGCGCCUGGAAGCCGGCGAGCACACGGUGGAGCUGCUGGCCCGGGACUUUGAGAAGAACUACAACAUGUACAUCUUCCCCGUGCACUGGCAAUUCGGCCAGCUGGACCAGCAUCCCAUUGAUGGGUACCUGUCCCACACCGAGCUGGCCCCACUCCGAGCGCCUCUCAUCCCCAUGGAGCACUGCACCACCCGCUUCUUCGAAGAGUGCGACCUGGACAACGACAAGUACAUCGCCCUGGAGGAAUGGGGCAGCUGCUUCGGCAUCAAGGAGAAGGACAUUGACAAGGACCUCGUGAUCUAAGCCAGCAGCUUCCUUCUUUGUUGCCUCCUCUUUUUUUUACCUCCUGUUUCCUUUUAUUUUAAAACCUUUUUUGUUUUGUUUUUUCCCCUGGGGACAAGGUGCUAAUAUAGAUUUAAACGUUUAUUAACGGUGCUAAAAGAGACAACAACUUAUUGUUAGUAGCCUAAUGAAUACCACUAGAAUACUCUGCUCACUCAUCCAUUUCGGUGUAUUCCUCUCUGCUCUCUGAUUCGACAACAACAUUACAAUAACCAGCCCUGUUCCUGUGCUAAAUAGCUACUCCCUCUUCUUAUCCGCUCUUGAUUUUUUUUCCAAACUCCUUACUAACAUGUUCUUCAGAUCUUUCAAUGUAGAGCAAAGCCAUCCCAGAGGAUUAACUCCCUGAUUUUCAGACAGCAAGUGAGGGAAGAUGUAUCCAGAGGACGUUAGAAGAUUGGGCUUUCCAAAGUUUAGCGGAGCAAUUGGUGGUGAAAGUUUGGGGUGCUGGAUUUUAGUUCCUGUUAGGGAGGAUGGAGAAGGGAGUGGGAUAGACACUGAAGAUCCAGAAUGGCAAAAUUUAAAUUCCCAGGGCUUGAAUUUAUGAAUAAUUGGGCAUAAAUAGUUUUUAAAAAACGCACAAAUUAAAAACAACCCAUCAUGUAAAAUCCCCUCUAAAAAUAAAGGUUUGAAAAUGCUACAUGCUUUAUUAUUACUCAGUGAUUGUAUUGUUCUUGUGUUUUCCAUGCUUUAAAGUUAGCUUUUGGUGCUGA
Messenger RNA from Mauremys reevesii (Reeves's turtle), 1813 nucleotides. It is a transcript of the gene SPARC, whose product is annotated as secreted protein acidic and cysteine rich. Gene Ontology annotation, molecular function: calcium ion binding; protein binding; extracellular matrix binding. Gene Ontology annotation, biological process: anatomical structure development. The record is from RefSeq and is a predicted model, not a curated record. NCBI's taxonomy places the organism in Eukaryota, Metazoa, Chordata, Testudines, Geoemydidae. The transcript has 10 exons. Bases 168 to 1064 code for a protein of 298 amino acids.